Paramacrobiotus metropolitanus is the source of this 3035-nucleotide messenger RNA. RefSeq lists its product as uncharacterized. The record is from RefSeq and is a predicted model, not a curated record. Bases 119 to 2776 code for a protein of 885 amino acids. NCBI's taxonomy places the organism in Eukaryota, Metazoa, Tardigrada, Eutardigrada, Parachela, Macrobiotidae. The transcript is spliced from 12 exons.
CAGCUGUACACAGCACUACACAUACAAACUAAAACGUUUCAGAGCUAAAGUAUUUUCCACGCUCUUCUCUUUGGAUACGUGAAGUCACCUAUUUGUUUCGGAAGUAGCUGGGAAAACAAUGGAAAACAUAUUAGCAUUAUCGUUGGCAUUAUUGUUCUGCGGCUGGAUAGCUGCACCGGCAGAGUGUUAUGUGCAAACACUUUAUCAACUUCCGAAUUCUACUGAAAAUCAUUCCACUUUUAAGACUACCGAAUUUAACGAAUCCGUAAUAACGGCCAGCCUGUGUACGGAAGGAAGUUCAACCAGUGAACAGCAAAAGCUCUUUUCCGAACAUGGGAAAUUAAUGGGCUAUGUCCGAUUUUACUUGCUGGCCCAGGAUAUCGCCCCGCUUGAGGAACCGCAAAUGGGAAAGCUUGCGGAGUUUGAGGGCCUUUUAAAAUUGACAGGAAGCAUCGGCUGGCACGAUGUAACGAUUUUAUCUAGUAAUCAUUCGGUCGGCGAACUGGAAUCGGCGCUUGAGCAUGCCUGGAAAAUCGAAUUCGAUGCUUAUGCGACGGCGCGCAAUAUAAGCCGCAGUGCCAUGGCUAUCCGGAUAUUCUGGAAUUUAAACGAAGGCGACACGUUAACUACUUCUGGAUUUCCUAUUUCACGCAUCGUCUAUAUGGUAGCAAUUUCGGAUCCGGGUGAGAUUGAAAAGCUACACCAAACCGCGCCCACCAACGAGGAUUUUCGUCUGAUACAGCGUAUUCCGCAUCCAUCUAAAGCCGACUUCUCGUUACGAAUGAAGGAGAAAGGCAUACAAAUCUACGAUAAAGAGCUCUUUUAUGCCAGCUACUUGAUCGUUAAAGGUCACCCUCAAAGCUUGAAUGUGUCUCAGUUACGAAAUGAAUUGGUAACAGAGUUAAAGAGCUCUCAAGACGCCGUGCAGCCACCCUGUGUGGCUGCUGGGACACUGGAUGUGCUGAUCCGAACUCCGAUUCAUCACGUUCUCAUUUCCAACAGUACAAACGGGUCUUAUUCUCAGUGGGAUGUUAGCCUCGUUUACUACCAUGCCACAACUAAUGAUAAAGUGAACAUUUACUGGCAAUCGGAACUGGAGCCAGAAGAUAGCCCAAUUAAGCGUGUGUCAAAACAGGAGAUACAUCAACGUGAGAGCCGGAACUUUUCCUUCAAUUAUUACAUCCAGCCGGGAAUGUCGUUUCGCAUGUACACCUCGGGACCGGUUAAUUUCCAAUCCUUCGCGCAGAUCGAGGCCGUCAUAUCAAAGCGACUGAACCAAAAACUAGUCCGAGAGGGUCAGUCGGUCAAGGUCGUCAUCUGGAAUCCGGACAUGAACAACACGGGUGUCGUUGAUUUUUUCGUCGUGCUGGAAACCGACGAUGACACAUCUUUCCCGCUGAAUCCCACUCUAUUCUACGCUCAGCAGAUUUAUGCACAUCUCGAAGGACUGAAAACUGGCGUGGGAUGCUAUCCAGGCGCUGUUGAACAUGUGCGGGAAGACGUUGUUUUGAGCAGCCACCCAGUCCCACAAACGGAGCGCUGUCAAACACGGAAUUUCUGGAAAGAUUGUCAGGAAGGCCGGAUAACCUAUGGUCGGGCCGAAGAAAUUUACGAGUGCCCGUUACAAGAAAAUUUCGCUAUCUACCUCUUAGCUCGCCAUACUGAACUGCCGUCGGAUACGGUGAUCGAGGGAUUCGUAAAAGCCGCCAUUGCCGAAACCAAUCCAUUGACAAUCGAUAACGCCCGCUUCACUGUUGCCCUUACAAAACAGCAGCCAAUUUUUCGAACCAUAUUAGGGUCCAGUUUCAACGCUCCAAUAACACUGAGCAUGCUUGCCGACGAAGACGCUCCUCAGCAACGAGAGCCACAUAUUGGCCAGGCCGUCCGCUUUGAUUUCUCCCUAUCUUUGACUAAUGCGCCAGUCAACGGAAUUCAGAAUUUAUGGAAAUUUCCCCUUCAGCGGAUUGCUCAAGAACUCGCGACAUAUAACCAUGACAUUAUUAUAUUCCAUCCGGAUGCCUCUUUCCGCCUGUACACAAAUCCGCCAAUCAGCAUGCAGUCGCUCCUGGCCUUUGGAGAUCAGAUUAGCCAGCAUACUCGCGUUUCAGUCUCUGAUAUCGUCGUCUGGAUCCCGGAAAAUGAGCAUUUCAACGGCAAGACGUUGGAUUUCUUUAUUAUCAUCCCAAGAGGUUGGGUCUCGAAUAUCUUACCUUCCAAGUCACAGCGGGGUGAGACUGUAUAUCGGGCGAUUUUGGAUGGAAUGUCCCGCGAUUAUUAUCUGUCGGGUGCCGAGAGCAUAAUGCGUUUCAAACACGGAGGCGUUGAACUCAACUUCCUGGAGACUAAUUCCUCCGAAUCAGGCCAGGCGAACUGCGCACAAAAUCCAACAUAUGCGGAGCGAUUGUACGCUUGUCCUCUUCCCAGAACAUUCGAUCUGCAUCUUGUGUAUUAUUAUCAGCGAGGGCGUUCAAAUCAGCGAGCAGAUCUGAAUUCGGAGGCGGUUCUUCACGCGGUCGGUGAUGCAUUUAACGAAGCCAAUCCUCUGUCACUCCCCGGUGUCAAUCUGACGGUGGGAUUGACGGGCCGCUCUGAUAACCAGCAGACAAUAACUGGGCAAACAGUUACCCAGUUCGUUUUUACGCUAUCCUACCCGGAAAUGGAUGCCGAUAAGUGCCGCUACGUGUGGCGCUACCCUAGCGAUGACAUUAUGACGAAGCACCUGCAAAAUACCGCCUCGGCCGCUAAGGUCACGGAUUCGUUCUUUAAUACUAAGUGAUGAUGUUUGAUUAUAAUUGCGCUGGCAUUCAUCGCCAUUAAUCCAGACACCAAGUUUACCGUCGUGCAGUGCUCUAGAUCUGCAACUUAAAAAAAUUUAUUUACUGCAAUUUUAUGCUUUUUAAACGUCGAUGAAUUGAUGGUUUAAUAAGGUAUCACCACUUUUGCUGAUACAGUUUGUGAAUGUAAAAGUAAUUUUUCUAUUCGCAGUUAAUUGGAAAUGUCUUGCGAUUAUUGUACCCUCGAUGCGUCUCGAACAA